Jaculus jaculus (lesser Egyptian jerboa) is the source of this 1491-nucleotide messenger RNA. RefSeq names its product glutathione peroxidase 3 (gene Gpx3). Lineage: Eukaryota; Metazoa; Chordata; Mammalia; Rodentia; Dipodidae. Gene Ontology annotation, biological process: response to oxidative stress; hydrogen peroxide catabolic process. The transcript is spliced from 5 exons. The record is from RefSeq and is a predicted model, not a curated record. Gene Ontology annotation, molecular function: selenium binding; glutathione peroxidase activity.
GCUUGAAAGGUGGCAGCGAGCUUCGGACACCUCAGCCGGACGGCGGCCCGGGACCAGAGCGGAGCCCGCCAUGGCCCAGCUCCUGCGGGCAUCCUGCCUUCUGUCCCUGCUCCUGGCGGGCUGCGUCCCGCCGAGCCGGGGACAAGAGCAGUCCAAGACGGACUGCCAUGGUGGCGUGGGUGGCACCAUCUACGAUUAUGGGGCCCUCACCAUCGACGGCGAGGAGUACAUUCCUUUCAAGCAGUACAGUGGCAAGUACAUCCUCUUCGUCAACGUGGCCAGCUACUGAGGCCUCACAGACCAGUACAUAGAGCUGAAUGCACUACAAGAAGAGUUCGCACCAUUUGGUCUGGUCAUUCUAGGCUUCCCCUGCAACCAGUUCGGCAAACAGGAGCCAGGAGAGAACUCGGAGAUCCUGCCUAGUCUCAAGUAUGUCCGUCCAGGUGGAGGCUUUGUCCCUAACUUCCAGCUUUUUGAGAAAGGGGAUGUGAAUGGGGCGAAAGAGCAGAAGUUCUACACUUUUCUGAAGAACUCAUGCCCACCCACCUCGGAGCUCCUGGGCACACCCAGCCGUCUCUUCUGGGAACCCAUGAAGGUCCAUGACAUCCGCUGGAACUUUGAGAAAUUCCUGGUGGGGCCAGAUGGCAUACCCAUCAUGCGCUGGUACCACCGGACCACUGUCAGCAAUGUCAAGAUGGACAUCCUGGCCUACAUGAGGCGGAAGGCAGCCCAGGGGGCCACUGGGAAGUAACUGAUCCCUUCUGCUCCCCCUGUCCACCAUGCAGGGGCUCUUCAGGAACAAAUCCAUGUUUCCAGUCUAUCACACCGACCACAGACCCCUUACUACACAAAAGCCUAGCCUCUUGUACCCAUGUUGACACUUGUGAGUGCAUGGUUACCCCGUAGACAUGCAUCUGCCUGUGUGUCACCCAGAAACAUGGACCCUCUGUGCCCACAGCUGGGCUCUAGGCAGUGCUAGACAACACCCUUUUCUUUCCAGCUGUUCCAAUGAUAAUGUGUUUUACCAGAGCCCAGAGGAAAAACCAGUGGUAGGUCAAACUGUCCUAAUUCAAAUCUAGAUGCUAACCUUGGGGCUAGCAUCUGCCCCUGCCUUCAGAUGUUCCCGCUGAAGUUCCGAGAAGUUUCUAGGUCCCUAACAUUGGCCAGACUCCCUUCUCCUUCCUGAAGGGCCCUCCCAAGCUCCUUUCCUAUCCCAUCGUGCUCCUGAGAUCAGCCAAGGCAGCUGUGAGUGUGACAGCCACAUACCCUGUGACCCGAGGUGGUGUCUUCAUGAAGGCGGGGUCCGAAGCCCUUGUGGGCGGGCCUCCCCUGAGCCUGUCUGUGGGCCCAGCCUUUAGUGCAUUCAGGCUGAGGUCUCCAGGGCAGGGAUGCCACCCCAGCUCCUGCAGAGAAUGUGCCUCGUCCCUCACCCUGCCCACUGGCAUUUCUCACACCCGUCUACCUAGUAAAGGCCUUUCUGCAGCAGUUGAA